AUGUCGUCCCACGAUAUAGAAAAGUCGGCCAUGAAGGAUGCGCCCGGCGUCCACGCUGCGGCACCUUCCAUCCAGGAAGGCGGCGAUGGCAAGGCAAGCGAUGUGGUUGCCGACAUUGUACACGCUGCCGAGGGAGAGUAUACAGCGGCUCAGUACGCCAAGGUACUUCGACGAGCAGAUUGGAUUCUUCUUCCCCUCAUGUGGAUUGUGUCUGGCACGCAGUAUGCCGACAAGGUGUCUGUCAGUACACAGGCUACCUUUGGGCUUCGUACAGACACGGGAUUGGUUGGUCAGCAGUAUUCAUGGUUGAGUUCGGUGUUCUACAUUGCCUAUCUCUUGGCCGAAGCACCUGGAAAUUAUCUCAUGCAAAAAGUCAACAUUCGAUACAUGGUCUCGAUAUCCAUGCUCAUCUGGGGUGUGCUUGUUCUUUGCAUUGCAUUUUGCCGAAACUUUGCAGAGUUGAUGGUAGUACGAACCCUUCAGGGUAUUGCUGAGUGCACAACAUAUCCGGCACUUCUUGUACUUACGGCAUCAUGGUACACAACAGAAGAACACAGCUCGCGCGUCAUGGUAUGGGGAACCGCGAACGCCGGUAUGGACGUGAUUACGAGUCUCAUCAACUACGGCAUCGGCAUGCGAGCAAAGCAGGACCCGACGGGGCUGGCGCCUUGGAAAGGCAUCUCGCUCUUUCUCGGCUCCCUUACCAUUGUGCUCUCGUUCAUUGUCUACCUCGUCUUUGGCACGCCACGAGAAGUCCGCUGGCUCAGCGCCGAGGAGAAGCGCAUUGCCUAUGCUCGCGUCGUCGCCAGUCAGACGGGUUCGGAUGCCCAGGAGCGGACGCAGUGGCGUUGGGAUCAGGUUCGGGCUUCGUUCCGUGAUCCUCAGCUCUACUUUGUCUUCUUUUUCGUCGUCAUCAACUCUAUUCCCAAUGGUGGAGUCACGGCCUUUGGCAACUUGGUCUAUGUCUCUUUUGGAUUCUCGAGCUUGGAUACCAUAGUCAAGGGCAAGAUCCCUCAGCAGUUACUUUCCAUUGCUGUUUUCGCCGCAGCCGGUAUCCUUACGAGAAAGAAGGCCAACCUUCGAAUGUAUGUUGCUGCACUCUCCGUGGUCCCGUCCUUUGCCGGCAUGCUCGGACUGGCUCUGUUGCCAAAGACCGGCCACCUGUGGACAAGAUGGGGCGUGUACUUUAUCACGUCCAUCGGAAAUGUCGCUGCACCGAUGACAUGGACUUUGAUCCCUUCCAACAUUGCCGGUCGAACGAAAAAGUCUGUCAUUUCUACAGUUCUUUUGAUUGCAUACUGCACCGGCAACACCAUUGGUGCUCAAGUAUUCCAGGAAAAAGAUGCCCCAAGGUACAUUCCCGCCAUUGUCGUGUGCUCUGUCAUGUACGGAUUACAGUUCGUCAUCUUGAGUAUAUGGAGGCUUUAUUACAUUCGCCAAAACCGAAAGCGCGAUGCCAUGGUGCGCGACCUCGGAAUGUCGGCCGAGGAAGCAGAGCAUCAAGGCCGUCUGAAUGCGGAAUCCGACAUGACGGAUGUCGAGAACGUUCAUUUUAGAUACAACAUGUAG
Molecule: messenger RNA, 1569 nt
Organism: Pestalotiopsis fici W106-1
Lineage: Eukaryota; Fungi; Ascomycota; Sordariomycetes; Amphisphaeriales; Sporocadaceae
Exons: 10
Coding region: 1-1569 (522 amino acids)
Biological process (GO): transmembrane transport
Cellular component (GO): membrane
Molecular function (GO): transmembrane transporter activity
Source: RefSeq, a predicted model, not a curated record